AUGGUCAUGCCGGCUGUACGAUGUCUGGGCUGGCUAUUGACCAAAACGUGGCGUCUGCUCUUUCACGGGCUUCAUGUGAACUUGGAGUCCCUCCACCAUGUGCGUCGUGUGCUGGAGACGCUCGAAGGCGACGUUAGUGUCGUGUUUGCACCCACGCACAAGAGCCAUAUGGACUACUUGAUUAUUAGCUACUUGUGCUUCGCGUAUGGCAUCCCACUGCCACGUAUUGCCGCUGGGAACAACUUGGAUCUGCCUCUAGUAGGCUCUUUCCUGCGGGCUAAUGGCAGUUUUUUUAUCCGUCGAUCGUUCCGAGACGAUCAGCUGUACAAGGAGGUGCUGGAGCAAUACGUGCACGAGCUGUUGCGGGAUGGAAACCCCGUAGAAGUGUUCAUUGAGGGUAGUCGAUCGCGCCAUGGUCGCGUGUGUAAACCUCGCUUGGGGUUUAUGUCCAUGUUUCUUGAUUACGUGAAGAGCACGACGGGCUCUGCGUCAGAAGAAGAGGCAACAGACAGCCAGGAAAGUACAAAGAAGACGAUACUCGUCGUUCCGAUCUCGCUAGACUAUGACAAGGUGUAUGAGGUCGAUGGAUACGUAAAUCAGCUACUGGGCAAACCCAAGGAGAAGGAGAGUCUCAUCGUCUUGUUGCGUUCAGUGUGGGACCUGUUCUUUUUGAGACUUGGUCACGCUUAUGUACGUUUCGGCAAGCCGGUGCCGUUGACCGAGGCUUCUUCGCUUCAGGAGUCGUCCGAGCUCGUUGCCGAGCGUAUGCAGACCUCGGGCACCAUCACCUCGACUGCAAUUGCGUCAGCGUUGCUCAUGUGGAAGCGUGCAUUUGUGACAAAGAAUAUGCUGAAAGCCCGUACGUUGUGGCUUGUUGAAGAGCUGGAGCGGCGCGGUGCAACUGUAGCUCACAUGGAUGUCGAAAACAUUGCCGCUCAUGCUCUAUCAAUCUUGAAGGUGGACACGAAGCCCAACGGCGUUGUAUUGUCACAACUACAGUACCCGGUGCGAGCACUCGAGCUAGGAUUUUACCGCAAUCACUUGCUCCACAUUUUUCUGCCAGAGAUGGCCGUAUUCGGUGCUCUAGACACUGCACUGCGCGAGCGUAGAAGAUGCGACAAGAGCUACUCGACUCUACGCGAAGUAAACAUCCGAGAUGUGCAGCAGGAAGCACAAGAGAUCUGGCAAUUCCUGCGCCACAUCUGUCGCCACGAGGCCAUCGACAUCGAAGCUCGUGUCACUCAAUAUCUCACUGAAGCUGCUGCAUACGGCAUCGACAAAUAUUCCAGCAAAGUGACAGUGGACAUGGACAAGUGGAAUCGCUCCAAGCUCACGAGCUUCGUUUUGUCGCUGAACUGGUCCUUUAUGGACUCAUUGUGGCUCACCGCUCAGGGCCUCUGGUGCCUUCUACCUGCUGGAGAAGAUGAUAAUACUGAGCACACUGAGCGCGACGUUGUGCAGCACGUCCAAGUUCUGGCAAAAGAGUUGUUUCUUCGCCAGCAACUGUUCCAUGCCGAGGCUUUGUGCAGUGAGAGCAUCAAGCAGGCGCUAGAGUUCGUGGUCGAGAGUGACAUCGUGCGUAUCGAGCACUCACGUGAUGGCAAGUCGCGCGUCAUGCGCCUCUGUCCAAAGCUCGCUGACCCCGUGCGCGUCCUUGAGAACCUCACGUGCAAAGUGAAUGCACGACGCAAACCGCGUGAAUUUCUGUGGCGCGAAGACGAGUUGCCGCGCAACUUGACUCGUGAGGAGGCACUGGAGAUCGUAUCAAGCGCACACGAUAGUCAAAGGGUCUAUGCCAAGUGGAUGGCAGGGCCUGUCACUCGCUCCGCGAUGGAUAUUCAAUAA
Molecule: messenger RNA, 1845 nt
Organism: Peronospora matthiolae
Lineage: Eukaryota; Oomycota; Peronosporomycetes; Peronosporales; Peronosporaceae
Source: the annotation of a GenBank genome assembly